AGCCUUCCUGCCAGAGAAUCCGUAUAACGGCUGAAGAGGGAUGAAUCAUAAACUUCUCCCAUCUUUGACAAACGCAAUAAUUUUCAAAGCGAAAGGAAAAAGAGAAAACGUAAAGGGGGCAAAGGAAGGAGCCCUACUUCUUCUACAUCUUCUUCUUCUUCUUCGUGAAGAAGCUGUUGCAGCCUCAUAAAGAAAGGAAACGACUUUUGUUUAAAUCUUAUCAUCAUCAUCAUCAGGAUCAUUGAAAUUCUCAAGCUUCCAGAUCUAUCGGGAGCUGAUCCUUGGUUUAAUAAAUCGUUUUUUUUUUUACUUCAAUCGAUGGGAGCAGUGGCUGCGUGGCUUGCUACAGAGAACCCAGACCAACUGAAACUCCUCUAAAGGAUCCACCUUUCAAUCCCAUAGCUCAGACUGUUAAUAAACCGAGCGUCUCUGAAGAUCUCUGGUCAACUAGCACGGUUGAUAUGGACAACAUCACCUUCCCUUCCCAGGGAGGGAGCGUAUCAUCGUCAAACCAGACUUUUGAUUCUCAAUCUGUUGCCAGAAACUCAAAUCCACCUCCUGAGUUUGUAAACCAAGGGCUUCUUCUUUGGAAUCAGACAAGGGAGCGUUGGGUGGGCAAGGAAAGAGCUGGUAAUCGCAAUCACGGAUCAAAGAUAAAUUGGAACACAGCAUCGUAUGAGAGCUUGCUGGGGAGCAACAAGCUAUUUCCCCAACCCAUUCCUCUCAAUGAAAUGGUGGAUUUUCUAGUGGAGGUUUGGGAACAAGAUGGUCUGUAUGAUUGAUGAACGAGACACACACAUACAAAUUGGUUCGGACAUUUCUGAUUUUUGUUUAGUUUGAUUUCUGAAUCCCUUGUUGUGACCCCAUCUUCCAUUUGGAAUUGAUCGAGAAAACUGGGAAAUGUGCUCAUACGUUUUCACCGUAAAUGCAAAAAAUAUAUAUUGUACC
This is a messenger RNA of Brassica napus (rape), 948 nucleotides long. RefSeq lists its product as uncharacterized. NCBI's taxonomy places the organism in Eukaryota, Viridiplantae, Streptophyta, Magnoliopsida, Brassicales, Brassicaceae. The coding region runs from base 462 to 782 and encodes 106 amino acids. The transcript has 6 exons. The record is from RefSeq and is a predicted model, not a curated record.